Molecule: messenger RNA, 3795 nt
Organism: Anthostomella pinea
Lineage: Eukaryota; Fungi; Ascomycota; Sordariomycetes; Xylariales; Xylariaceae
Source: the annotation of a GenBank genome assembly
AUGGUGCCAGGACCUCAGUCGCUCCCUACGCGGUUUCCGUGUUGGUGCAGAGCCGUCUACUCAUGGGGAGGGGAAUCGCAACGAGACCUGGGAUUCAUCGAAGGAGAUCUGAUAGAAUGUCUGAACGCAGGAGACGGGUCUUGGUGGACGGGGAGGCUGCGGCGCAACAAGACUGUCGGCGUCUUUCCAUCCAACUUUGUCGAAGUCUUGCCCGAUCACUUCCGACCCGUCACCAAAUCAACGAGUCCUCUGCCUUCGAGUAACACACCGAGUCCCACCGGCACAGUACUGAAGGCCAAAUCGAAGCCAUUCCGGAAACCUUUCGAAGCAUAUUCCAAGGCGCCUCACUACACGACAGCCAAACAGCCCGUGACCUACAAAGAGGGGUCGAAUCCGCCGCCGAGACAGAACUCUACGAGUUCGUUCCGAAACAAUGCUCACAGCAAUAUAAGUCGCGUGCCUUCGCCGCCCGAGACUCGAGGCUAUGGCUCAAGAGUCCCGUCACCCGCGCCUCCCAUGGAGUCCUAUAACUCCAGAGCGCCGUCUCCCGCUCCUCCCACGCACUCUUAUAAUCCGAGAGCCCUCUCUCCUGCGCCGUCCAUGCACUCUUAUAAUCCGAGAGCACCCUCCCCAGCGCCCCCAAUGCAUUAUAACCAGAGAGCACCCUCUCCCGCGCCACCCAUGCACUCUUAUAAUCCAAGACCACCCUCUCCCGCUCCUCCACAGACGCUGGGUUAUGGUCACCGAGCACCAUCGCCAGCUCCCCCUCCGAUACACUACUACGGACAUAGGACACCCUCACCUGCUCCGCCAUCAAUGCACUCUCACAUAUCGAGGUCACCUUCUCCAGCUCCGUCCUUUAAACCAUACCGCCCAGGAGCUGAGCGUGGUUCACCUCCCCCGCCUCCCCCGCCACCUCAUCGCAACCUCCUGAACAGGGGUAACUCAGGCGCUUCGUAUCAAGAUAAUCCUCCUCAGCAAGGUUACCAUACACCACGGGUGCCAUCGCCAGGUCCUGAAACCCCGGGCGUGGCCGGCUUCACACCCUCGCCUCUACGGGAAGCCAUGGACGGCGUGAUAGAACAACUGGAUGCUUUAGGUAUGCCGCGUGACAGUGAGUCCUCCGAGCCAGCAGCAUUUGAUCCUUGGUCACCCGAGUCUUUCGAUCUCGUCCAUCGCCAAUCGAGGAAAAAAGCUCAGGCGAGACCGCAGACGUCGAUGGGUGUCGCACUCCAAGAUUCUGGAUAUGAAUCGUAUGGUGGUGAAACGUCGCAGGAGAACACGAUUCAUAGUGGUCACCGAGAGGAGCCGCACCUUCCGCAGCUGAGCAACUAUGUCGAAAGAAUGGAGAGCCGACUACGGAAAAUGCACACGGCCAGCUCGAGCGUGGGUGUCGUUGAUCACGUGGGUGUCACUGACCAUGAUAUGGGCCCGCCGCCGCUUCCACCACUCAAGAACCUACAGAAUCGACCAAAAUCAUCCAUGGGUGAACCCUCUCAGGCAGGCCGGAGUCUUCGCAAACAGAAGUCGUCCUACGAAGUGGGACACCUGGGUCGGACAUUUACGACGAAAACGAACUCGACCAAUGCUUCCUCGGGCAAUCGUAGCACCGCCACCGCCAGCAGCACUAACACUCAGAGUACCAACCGAAGCUUGAUGAGCGGUGUCUCGGCCAGUGGAAUCAGUGCCACAAGUGCCGGGAGCCUAGCAAGGAAGAAUCUGCGAGCGCGGAGUGCUUUGGGAUUCCGGGAGGCUGAUGAGGACUUGGAUCUGAAUCGUCCAACUACACCAUUCAGUGGUGUGUCUUAUCACCCGAGUCACUCGACAUCUGCCAUGAGACCCAAGUCCCAAGCCGGCUUCAAUGACGACGGCAUUGCGGCAAUUGGUGGUCUCGUGCAGCCAGGUGGGAUCAAACCGAAGAAGUCCAACUUCAUCAAGAGGAUCCUCGAGGCGACAAAGACAGGAGUUGCUUCAGGCCGCAGCAGUAUAGCGACAGGGGCGGGAUCUGUGCCUUCGUCACCAGGCGCUCGGAUGAUGGGCAACGGAGUGACAUCGAUCGCAGGAGGUCCCAGCACCACGAGCCUGGUGAGGGAUGCCGCUCGCGACAUGGGACUCGGCAAUGGCGUGGAUUGGGUGCAGGUGCGACGAGACGUGAACAGAUCAAAUACACUGAGCAAGAACGAGCGCGGUGAACGGCGUGACCGCUGUCAGAUGCUGGACUAUCCGGCAAUUGACCCUGUCGAUGAGCUUUACGAGAGUGUUGAAGGCGACGAGGGAGCCGAUGGAAUGCCUGUGCGAGAGCCAGUCAACUAUCAGGUCAUCAAUCUGAGCCAGGUCGACAAGAACUCGCGUUUCAUCAGCAGCAUGCCACCAAUGACGACGGCGGUGACUCUCGCAACCAACUACGUUUGCCGGCCCUACAGGAGCGAGGUGCAGCGUCUUCGUGCCAUCUUCACCUGGGCCGCCGAGAAGAUCAACUGGGAAGAAGACUUUGAGGGCGAAGUCGACACUCGACGAGUGAUCCAGACCAAACGGGGAUGCGCCGAAGAGUAUGCCGUUCUUGUACAUGAGAUGUGCGCAGCGAUUGGCAUCCACUCGGAGAUCAUCCGUGGUUAUCUGAAGACGCCAGGUGAAGUGCCUGAGACCAGCAUCAUGCCGCGGUCUAAUCACUGGUGGAACGCCGUCAUCAUUGACAACGAGUGGCGCAUGAUGGACUGUUGUCUGGCGAGCCCUUCCAAUCCUCGCCGCGCUCAAUACUCGAGCGCCGGCAGCGGGGCCGCAGAUCCCUGGUGGUUUCUCACCAGUCCGAUAGAGCUGUGCUGGACGCAUAUUCCCGAACAUCACGGUCAACAGCAUGUCUGUCCACCAGUGGCUCACGAGACGUUACUCAAUUUACCGUGUGCCUGCCCGCCCUUCUUCAAGAACACCAUCGCCAUGGUUGACUAUAAUACGUCGCUUACUCGAAUCGAGGACCUCGAGAUGGUGCACAUCAAGUUCAGUGUACCUCCUGACGUCGAAGUGGCUGCCGAGGUCGAAGUGCGGGCCUACACUCGCGACUCCGACGGCGACUUUUUCGAGAGUGGCGACGUGGUCAAAAAGCGGGCACUUGCGCAAGCGGAGUGGUUCAACGGCACGAAGCGUUACACGGUCAAGGGCCUCCUGCCGGGUGACGAGGGCAAUGGUAGACUGAAGGUGUAUGCCGGCAAGCGUGGGCUCAUGCACAGCAUCAAAGACAUACCGCAUCCACUCGCAUUUGCGUUGCCGAUCAUCCAUACGGGCGAGAACCCACCGUACGAGUUCGUGACGCGCCAUCCGACGCCUCACGCGCAACGUCACGAUAUCUACGUCGUCCAGCCACAGUGUCAACGGCUCGCUCUGAACAACACAUUCGUUUUCGCGAUCCGACAGCACCCAUCCGCCAGCGCCACAGGCCCCAGCAGCAACCCAGGCGGCACGAGUCCGCUGCCCUUUUUGCGGCCGGGCAGUGCUAUGAGCAUGGCCAGCAGCGCACCUAGUUCGGCGACUGGCAGCAUCCAGGGCAAGAAGCCGGCCAAGCUGGCGAUCCAGACCCCGGGCGGCAAGAUCCUGCGGCUGAUGCGCAAGGAGGAACGGCGCGGUGUUGGUGUUGGCGGGCGCGGCAUCGACAUGGGCGGCGGCGGCGAGGACGAGGUCAGCGACGGCGGCACGUGGGAGACCAUCAUCAAGUGCUCGGAGCGCGGUGUCUGGCGCGGGCUCGUGCUCGCCGACCGCACGGCUCGGUGGUGCGUUUUUGCGGAGUGGGUUUGCAUGGGGUGA